Molecule: messenger RNA, 487 nt
Organism: Dermatophagoides farinae (American house dust mite)
Lineage: Eukaryota; Metazoa; Arthropoda; Arachnida; Sarcoptiformes; Pyroglyphidae
Source: RefSeq, a predicted model, not a curated record
UCACAGUUUCAUCAUCGUUCAUUGAAAAGAAAUAAUGUCAAAAAAUCAAAGUUCAAGCGGAAAAAGUAGUUUAAUAGGUGUGCUACAUGGAAAAUCUAGAACCGUAUUGACACCUUGGUGUCGAUACUAUUACCGUAUAAUGUUGAUCAUCUUCACUUUUAUAUUAGAGAUUAUGAUUAUUGUCAUUUUUAUCAAUUCAUUAAUCGGUUUAAUCAAUACGAAUGUAUUUGGGGAAGAAGUAUUCGAUAUCGUAGAAAUCAUAUUCUGUCUUAUUGAUUUAACUUAUAUGUGUUAUGGAUUAUAUCUAUUGUUUAAACAAGAUCAUCAUCAUCAAUAUAUUGAAUGUUAUGGAUUAUCGAUUAUGGCAUUGAUUUUUAUACGAAUAAUAAUCUGGCUAGUGCUUAACCAACCUAUUCUUGUUGAUAUUGGCAUACAAAUUAUUUAUGCCGGUUUCACAAUAAUCUAUGGAUAUUAUAUUCGACAAUAA